Molecule: messenger RNA, 6146 nt
Organism: Doryrhamphus excisus (bluestripe pipefish)
Lineage: Eukaryota; Metazoa; Chordata; Actinopteri; Syngnathiformes; Syngnathidae
Source: RefSeq, a predicted model, not a curated record
CACGCGCAGUCGCGGUACCCCUCCCACACUGCAAGAGUGGUGAAUCAUAACAAGAGAAUCAAGCCAUCGCCUCUUGUCGUCAGCGACCGCACAAGUUGAAGGAAAGUAGCAUGGCAGGUGCAAGGAGAACUUCUCUCUGGAGCGUCGUUUGACUGUGUGAGCAGCCACAGACCUUCUGAACCGUUAACACUCCCAUCAUUCACUGUGGACCUCCUUUUGCUAGAUGACCGCUUACGAGAGGACUGGCGACGCUCAUCCUCCGUCUCCUCACUGCUUUGUCGACAUUCCUGACAGCGUCUCCUGAGGCGGCCCGAAGCUUUUCUCUGGACAGCUGGGACCAAGCAACAUGAUCCCCAGUAGACAUCUGGGUGGUGACGGCCACCAUGUCGGUGACUGUUCAUGAGAAUCGGAAAUCCCGCACCAGCACAGGAUCCAUGAACAUCUCGCUGUUCCACAAGCCGUCGCAUCCUGACAGCGUCUUGACGCACCUGAACACAAUGAGGAAACAAUGCAUGUUUACAGAUGUCACGCUGUGGGCUGGGGAUCGCUCCUUUCCGUGUCACAGGGCAGUCUUGGCAGCAUGCAGUCGUUACUUUGAGGCCAUGUUCAGCGGAGGGCUACGAGAAAGUAUGGACAGUGAAGUUCAUUUCAGAGACACCAUACACCCUGAGGUCUUGGAACUUCUGCUGGAUUUUGCAUACACAUCUCGUGUCGUUAUCAACGAAGAGAAUGCAGAAUCACUGUUAGAGGCAGGGGACAUGUUGCAGUUUCAUGACAUCUGUGAUGCCGCAGCAGAAUUUUUAGAAAAAAACCUGCACUCUUCCAACUGCCUGGGAAUGAUGCUGUUAUCAGAUGCCCACCAGUGUAAGAGAUUGUACGAGCUGUCUUGGAGGAUGUGCCUUCUUCACUAUGAAACGAUGUGGGUGUCUGAGGACUUCUAUAGUUUAACGAAAGAGAAGCUGCUGGAACUUAUACUUAGUGACGAGCUGGAGACAGAAGAUGAGCAGGUCGUUUUUAACUCUGUUAUGCGAUGGGUUCGGUAUGACUUGGAUUGCCGGCGUCACCAUUUACCGGAGCUGCUUCGGGGCAUCAGAUUGGCUCUUCUGCCUUCGGAAUGUCUUCUACAGGCCGUAGCAUGUGAAGAGCUCGUCAUGGCCGACAAGAGGAGCAGGAUAAUUGUAGAAGAGGCGAUGCAAUGUAAAAAGAGAAUUCUUCAAAAUGAUGGGGUUGUGACAAGCCCCUGUGCACGACCACGCAAGGCAGGGCACACGCUGCUUAUAUUAGGAGGCCAGACGUUUAUGUGCGACAAGAUAUAUCAGGUUGACCAUAAAGCCAAGGAGAUCAUUCCAAAGGCGGACCUUCCCAGCCCAAGAAAGGAAUUCAGUGCAUGUGCCAUCGGCUGUAAGGUUUAUGUGACGGGAGGAAGAGGAUCGGAGAAUGGAGUGUCAAAGGAUGUCUGGAUCUACGACACCGUCCAUGAAGAAUGGUCAAAAGGCGCACCGAUGCUGAUAGCAAGGUUUGGUCACGGCUCAGCUGAGUUGGAGAACAGUUUGUAUGUGGUUGGUGGUCAUACAGCCAUCGCUUCUGUUUUCCCCGCUUCUCCAUCCGUCUCUUUGAAACAGGUUGAACGCUACGACCCCGUCAGCAAUAAGUGGUCUAUGAUGGCUCCGUUAGGAGACGGCGUCAGUAAUGCAGCAGUGGUCAGUGCUAAAUUAAAACUGUUUGUUUUUGGGGGCACCACCAUACACAGAGAGAAGGCAUCCAAGGUCCAAUGCUAUGAUCCAGUUGGGAACCGCUGGACUACUGCAGCCGAGUGUCCGCAACCGUGGCGCUACACGGCGGCCGCCGUCUUAGGGAGCCAGAUCUUCAUAAUGGGUGGUGACACUGAAUUCACCGCUGCCUCGGCUUAUCGUUUUGACUGUGAAAUGAAUCAGUGGACUCGCGUGGGCGACAUGACGGCCAAGCGGAUGAGCUGCCACGCCGUGGCCUCGGGAAAUAAGCUGUAUGUGGUCGGAGGUUACUUUGGCACGCAGAGAUGUAAAACGUUGGAUUGUUACGACCCAACGUCCGACAGUUGGAACUCCAUCACUACCGUGCCUUAUUCCCUGAUCCCUACCGCCUUUGUCAGCACGUGGAAACAUCUACCCGCCUAAGUGGGAGCCAGCAUGAGAGGUGUAUGUCAUCAGCUGCUGGCUAAAAAGAAAUGACGGGAAUCCUUCCUACAGACGUUUCCUAGCUGGGACUGAAAGUACACACACAAUCUUAAACCAUUUUGGAAUUGUUAUACAGCACCCUCCAAAGGUAUUGUAACGGCGAGGUCUGUUUUUUGUCCAAACAUUUGGCUUUGAAAUCAAAGAUGAAUAUCAAACCUUAGCGCAAUUUCAAGCAUAAAAAAGGCUAAACCAACUAAAAUCCAAAUACUGUUAAAGACCACUAUUCAACUUGUGAAUGUAGUGUAAACUAGGUAUCAGACUUGAACAGCUUUAAAUGAUCUUACAACAGGGACAAUAAUAAUAAUAAUAAUCAUCGUCAUGAAUAAACGUGUUACUGUUGUGGCCAUAUUUCACAAUAAACUAAAACUCAACUCUUCCUGUCCGCUAUUAAUUCUGCUUGUCUUAAAUGGCUUAUUUUCUCUGAUGAUAACACCCCUAAAGUUAAUAUUAGUUAUUUCCUGUUUAGAUGGCUCUAAUAUUAACUGUAUUUUGUAUUAUGUAUCGAGGAAUCCUCGAUCAUGAAGAUUCACUCAUUGAAGUUGCGGCUGGAACCAAUUAACCGCGAUAAACGAGGGAUUAAUGUAUUGCAUAUCGUAUUGUGAGGUACCGUGACAUUCCCAAUCCUGGCAAAUUCUAGCCUGACUUUCCUAUUCUUCCGGCUAAUGAGAGGUUUGCAUCUUGUGGUGUAGCCAUUGAACCAACCGUCUUCUGUGAAGAGUAGUCUUUGGUACUUUCACUCCUGCCCUCUGCAGGAUGUCACUAACCGUCAUUUCAGGGCUCUCACAAUGUUUCUGUCAUCACCUUCUUUCUUUGUUUUUCUUACUCUACCUGUUAGAUGUCCGUUAUUUAGUUUCCGGAACAUUCCAGAUGGUGGUAGUGUAUAUGAUCAAUGUUUGUGAUCGAUUUUCUAUCUUCUGUGAUUGGUUUUCAUAUUGUUUUCACCUCUAAAUGUAGAUCUAAAUGUAAAUCUAGUGAGGCAAAACCUAUCCUCCCCGAUUUGAAAUUGCUAUUUACACCUGGGCAACCAAAAAAACGCUGUCUGUCACAUGAUAAUUUUGUUCAAACGUGCAUUCUGAUCCAGACAUAAAUGCCAGGAAACACAAGCUGAAACGUUGCUCUCUGGUUUGACAUCUUUCCAGCCUCUUGUAAAAAUGAAGGAAUUGACCCAACUGGUCCAAAUGCUUUUGGAGGGUGCUGUACAAACUGCCCCUUUACGGAAUGAAGAAGACUUACACAGUUGCUUUUUCUGUGAUAUAAUGCGGUACAGCACAAGUACACGCCUGACCUAUGAGCAACCAAUGGAUCACUCAUAAGUGAAUAGAAGGUCUUUUGUUUACAUUCCUGUUCCGGUAACAAUUCCCAAGCCAUAAAUGUGAACAAUUUGCCCCAAAAAGUCACCAAACGGGAAAUGUUUUUACUUGAAAUUUUAAAUGCUUUGAAUUUCAUCUCACCGUAUUGUGUAACUGUGGUAAUAGGACUACCACAAGCCGACCAGGUUGUGGAAGGGGAUUUCAUUCCAGGAAAGGAACUGCAACGGACAGCUUUGACAGUGAACGGUGAAAGUCCAAAUUGUGGCCAAAGUAUCAACAUUUAAUGUGAGCACUGCCUUUAUCCUCCUGGGCAUGGAAUUUACUGCACAGAUUUCCACCGGAAUCCUCUUCCAUUCAUCCAGAGGACGUCUUGGAGCUGGUGGAAGUUAGACACCUUGUGUGCCACGGCCAGGCAGUUUGUCGUCUCUGAGGUUUCCUUUCAAGCUGCCACGCUUUCCAAAAGUAGAAAGUCACAGUACAUGUUGGAAUUCAUGUUUCCCUUCAUUGAACCACCCCAUACCAUGACACUACCAUGAUCAGGCUUGACCGCAGGCAGUACUACCCCCACUUCUUCAACCUCUGCAGCAAUGUCGGAAGCACUUGUCAUUUUUUAAGGGCAACUGGGGAGCACAAGGACUCUGGUUUGGUCGACCCUGGCAAAAUGUUUGAAGUAGAACUGCUCUAGGACUUUCUUCUAGGCUAGGCGGUGUUUGCGGGGAAUAAUUCAGUUUCUCUAUCCUAAGUUCUUUGCCAUGGGGUGCCAAGUUGAACAUCCUGUGGCCAGUAUGAGACACCAAAUUGAACACUUUUAAUCUGUGGCACACAAAUUUGUAUGGUCCAGUCAAGCAAAACGCCUACGUACUGACUUGUGUUGCCAGCUAUUCAUACAAUCAUGGUUGCGUUACCUUUCAGAGGACUGUACAUUUGUAGCGCACUGACAACUCUUAAUGGACACCAACUUUUUGAUUUCUACAGUAUCGUCCACUGAGAAGAUCAGAUCAGAUGGUUCCUAUAAUGGGAAGGUGUAUCAUGUAUGUGAGAUACUGCACAUAGCCCCAACAUGGACAGGAAUUUUAUAUCAAUAUUUUUUUUUUUAACCUGUUUUUACAAUGUACAUGAACGGCACGAGCACUACCUAGUCACUGCUAGUAAGCAAAACAAAAAUCACAAGUUUUUGGAGCUUCUUUGGAAUGCACAAGAAGGACUGAAAACUCGAGAAUAGCCAUGUCAUUUGUUAAGCGAAGCAGAGCAGCUCUGAAGUACACUGAUAGCACAACAAAUUGUAACCAGUGAAGCCAGCAGACCAACAGAUGAGCACAGCAGUCUUUUUUUUCCAGGGCUGCUGCUCACCUUUUUUUGAUGUGACUUGUUUACUUUUAAACAUUGCACCCUUUGUUACGUGUUUGUUUUGAAAUAGAUUAUUUUCCACUCAGUUUUAGACAAGUACGGCAACAUGGCUUUUCUUAUUUACCACAGAGAUACAACACACUCAGAAGACCUUUCACUUGGAACAGAUGCACCCUGUUGUUUUUAUCUGCUAGAUAUGCCACCUUUUUCGUUUCUGUGUGAGGAGCGUUUAGCUGUCCAGGUAGAGUGCCUGGAGCCUAAUAUGGCAACAAUUUCAGCACAUCUCUGAUGGAAGUCAUUGAGAUCGAUUGGACUUAGCUAAACCUUCAUUGGUCGCUAAUAGCUCUCUCCAGCACUGGAAGUGCAAUUGUUGGUAUCUACUUGUGGUUAACUGUCUGUGAGACUCCUAGACUCAUUUCACAACUGUUAGCAUAAAAUAAUGCGGAUGGACUCGUAAACCUGUCUGUCCAAACAUGUUGAAAACACGAUGCUCAGGCUGAAAUGUUGCACGCUGACUAUUGUUCUGACAUUUUCAGUAAGAGAUUGUUGGCCUUUCCAAGCUAACACAGUGUUUUCAUUACACCCAUGAGGCAAAUAGUGCCAUUUACUUGGCAUGGAUGCAUUAUUUACACUUUUUCUGAAAUGCGCCAUUAUUUGAAAGUCCUCUGCAGUAUGUGCGUGUUGUAUUGAUUGGACUGUAGUCUGUUAUGAAUUUACUUUAUAUUGACGCCAUCAAAGAAAAAGGUCUUAAUUCAGCAAGUCUUUUUGUGGUCCAUGUCUAAAGAUAAAUACACUUGACAUGUGAUUCCAUUGUUAAUCCUUUUACUUUAUUUUUGUGAGUACCUUACAGGUAAUGGGUGCUUCAAUGCCCCAUAACAAGUUUGUUUCUUGUAGUCCACACUUUUUUUUAAUUUAAAUACAUCACUUAAAGUCUGACCGUAUAGUAGAAGAGCUCAUGUUUAGUGCUGUUUUAAACUGUAAAAAUAGAAUUGGUCGCAAAGUGGCAGUAGUGCACAGCCACCUUGCUGAAUGAAUGAAUGUUGUAUUUUAAUGUGUCUUAUCUCUUUUUACUCAACUUUAUUUUUCACUGUAAAGCGUCUUUGAGUAUUCUGGAAAGCGCUAUACAAAUACAAUGUAUUAUUAUUAUUAUAUAGCCCCACUACACAAUAUUCUGUGUUCAUGAAAAAUAGUCAAAAUCAUAAAAAAUGGUACCAAGAGGGGGGGGGUGGCUUUUGAAAAAAAGGCUGGGAUGAGUUAAUGUAUUUUCAGAUGUAAA